AUGGAGGAAUGGACAGAAGAUUAGAUUUACAAAAUAAUACUAAAAAUUAGCGAGGAGCAGUCUGAUAGUUUCUUAAAUACUAUGGAAUAUCACUAAAAAUUUGACGGAAAUAACCGUAUAUCAUAUAACUAAAGUAGAUAAUUAAAUCUUGAUGAUUGGAAUUUAAGAAAAGGAAGAUGUAAUAAAAGAAAUUUUACAUUUGAUCAGUAUAUAUUGAAUUAAACUAGAUAUUCUAUUCUCUAGAUUAAAUUCGAUGAAAGUUGAGAAUGAAGAUCAAAUCUCCUAAUAUGAACAUAAAAUUAUGGUAAUGAAUUAAGAGUAUGAAUAAUGUUUGUCACAUAUUAAAGAAUUAGAAGUUAUAAUUUAUUUAUCUCUAGAAUGUAAAUGAAAACUAAAAUGAUCAAAACGAAAAGCUUUUUGAUUAAAUUUAACGUAUCGAAGAUGAGUUAUCUAAAGGAAGAUUAAAAUACACUCAAAUAGUAAAUGAACUUGAAAAAAAGGAUACAUAAUUAAAAGUAAUGAUUUAACAACCUUUAGGAAUAAAUUACAUCAAUCUAAAAUAAUGAGUAGAUUAAUCAAUAGAUUAGAAAAAAAAAUUAAGAUUUAGAGGAAUUAAUUAAUCGAUUAAAAAAUGAAAUUCAUUAGAAAGAUACACAAAUAGGAAAAUUAAUCUCAAAAAUAAAGGAUUAAGAUGAUAAACUAUAAUUGAAAGAUUUGGAAAUUAAAAGUAAUUUUUAUCAUAUAAAUAGAUUAUAUGAAAGAAAGUGAAAAGCAGCAAUAUGCAUCAAUAGAAUAGUAACAAACUUAACACGAUUCUAUAAAAAAGGAAAAGAAAAGAACAAUUAAUUAUAUGACUAGAAAUAAGAGCAACACAGUUCUUUUAAAAUCAGAAACUUUACAUUCAAGAAGUUAAAGUCAUUAUAUUGGUUAAUUUGAUCUUGAAUAAUUUAAAGAAUAGUGCGCAGCAUCAGUAAAAUCUUAAAAUUCAGAAAGCGAAGAUGAUUAAACAGAUAAAAAAACAUUAAAAUAGGAAAAUGAUGAAUAAUAAGAGCUAGAAAAGUUGAUUGUUGAAUUAAAGAGUAAUCUUGAAGCAAAAACUAAUUAAUUGCAGAUUGUUGAGAAUGAAAAGAAAUAGUGUGAGGCUUAAAUAAUUACAUUAAUGUCAGAGAUUAGUGUUUUUAAGAUAAAAGAGAAAAAAAUGACUUUAUAGUAAAAGUAAUAGGAAAAAAGAUUGACAGAAUUGUAAUCUGGUAAAACCUAGAUCUAUUAUAGAAAAAAAUAAAUUUUAACUUGAAUAGGAGUAAUUAGAAUAGAGAAUGAAUGAAAUAUAAGGUUAACACCAAUAAAAAAUGAAAUUAAUGUCUUCUGUGAUUAAUGAAAAUGAUUAACUAGUAAGUUGUAAUUUUAAUUAGAAAAAACGAUUGUCUCUUAAUUUAGGAAGAGUAGAAACUUAGCAAUAAACAGACAAAGACAUUAUUAAGAUAAAAUAGGAAUACGAUGAUAUGAUUAUGGAGAUGUAAAAAUAAAAUAUGGAUUUGCAGUAAUAACAAAUAUUUAUUUAGCUUUGUGAACGAAGAACUUAUUGAAGAAAAUAAUAAAAUUAAUGAGUAAAUAAAAUAAAUUAGUGAAUAAAAAUUAAGUAAAAAUAAAAAAUUAAUUAGUAUAAAAGAUGAUAUUGUAAAGAUUUAAUAAUUAGAAAAAUAACUUGAAUAAAUGGAAGUUGAAUUAAUUACUUAAAAAUAAAGUAUACUUUUAAAAAUAAACAUAGUUAAUUUAAAGGAUGAUAAAAAUAUUUUUGAAGAUAAAAUUAGAAUAAUAAAAUAGGAACUUUUAAUAGAUUAUGAUAUAAUAGAUCAAUUGGAAAAAAAUAAAUAAAAAUAGAGUUAAAAUGAUAGAAUUAUGGAAAACUAGUAAAAUUAUUUAAAAAUGGAAUUAUAAGAAUAAAUAAAAUAGCUUGAAUUAGCAAACAAUUAGUUAAAAUAAUAGAUAUAAUAAUAUUAGAUAUUAAAAUAAGAAGAGGAGAUAAUAAUAUAAAAUUAAGUGGAGAUAUAGAGUAAUGAUAAUUAUUUGAAAGUAUAAUAAAUAGAAACAUAACAAAGCUAUUAUUUAAGAGUUAGAAUAAAAAAAUCAUGGACUUCAAGAAGAGUUGAAAGAAAAAGAAGCUUUAAAGUUAAAAGAAAUAGAAAUAAUUAAUUUAGAAAUUGAAAAAGGAGUUCAUCAUUUAUUAGAGAAAAAUCAAUAAAUAGAAUCAUAGCAAGCUAUGAUUAAAGAGUUACAAUUAAAAACUAUUUAAAUUUAAUAAGAGUUUGAAUAAGUUAAUUUUUAGAGUUUAAAUCAAAUUGAAUAGCUAUAAAUAGAUGUAUACUAAAAAGAAAACGUAUUAUAAUAAUAACAUUAAUCUAUUUCAUCUUUUGAAUAACUUAUAUUAUAGCAGAACACUUAAUUAGAAUAAUUAAAAAAUAAUACUUUUAUUUAAAAUCAGGAAUAGUAAAUCUAAUAAUUAUAUACAGAAAUUCAUGCUUUAAAAUUACAAAUUGAAUAAUAAGAUGAUCAUCAGAAAGUUUACGAAUCAAUUUUGAAUAAAUAAAUAGAAAAACUUAAAUAAAUUAAUCUUAGUCAAUAAACUUAGAUACUUUCUUUAACUUAAGAUAAAGAAAAAUUACAGUAAAAUAUAUAUAUAAAAUAGAUCAAUAUGUUCUUAAUUAAAAUAAAUCGAAAAUAUACUAUAAGAUGAAUUACAUAAAAUGUAAGAUAAAAUAGAUGAGUUAUGCAUUGAACUUGACAAAGUUUAAUAACCAUCUACUCGUUCAUCUUCAAUUUCAUCUUAAAAUAAAACUUUGAUUUAUGAGUAGUUCUUUCAUUUAGUAUAUCUAUUUGUUAAAUUAGACUUCUCAAUCAGUUCAGAUGAAUUCAAAUCAUUAAAAUGCAUUUGAUGUUAAACUAAAAUCUUAUUACUCUGAAGUUGUAAAUUAAGGUGUGCCUUUUCAUAAAGUAAUAUUUAAUAUAUAAUUAGUGGUCAAAAUGGCUAGAAGAUAAAUUAAAAGAGGAGUUGAAUAAAUUUUAAAGAUGA
Messenger RNA from Paramecium pentaurelia, 3070 nucleotides. The record is from the annotation of a GenBank genome assembly. NCBI's taxonomy places the organism in Eukaryota, Ciliophora, Oligohymenophorea, Peniculida, Parameciidae.